Messenger RNA from Clunio marinus, 681 nucleotides. The record is from the annotation of a GenBank genome assembly. NCBI's taxonomy places the organism in Eukaryota, Metazoa, Arthropoda, Insecta, Diptera, Chironomidae.
AUGAAAAGCUUUAAAGCUGCAGAUAAGACAAUUAAUUUCCUCGCUGUUCUAACUCAGUUCAGCACCAGAAGCUUAAGAAAACGAAUCAAAAGAGUUCAAAGGAGCUUUAUCGCGAGGCAGCUCAAAUGCUUGGAAUGUCUUGUGAGUUUACCGAGAAUUGUAGGUGCUUGGAUUGCCAGAGCCGAUACUUUGACUGUGAUGAUGACGAUGAUGACUCUGAUACCUUUUCAAAUUUUUCUGCUGUCGUCGAUGCCGAAGAUUUUUGCACACGUGUCGAUAAUGAUGAGACGCUUUAUUAUUGUAAUGGUGAUGGAUUUUGCACCUACGGAAAUGGAAUAUGUGACAAUGCUGAUAAUGAGUAACAAUAACAGAGUUUCAAAAUGCUUGUUAUGGGACUAAUCACUAAUUUCAUACAUCGGAUGCUUUGGAUAAUCGUUAGAUGCGACAAUGGAGAUUAAUGAAAUCCUGAAGUUACAUACAUGGUUCCCACUGCCUUAAAAAUAAUUUAAGACACGAGAUUUAUGAUGUUAGGAAUCAUUAACCAUUGAGAUAUUCAUAAUGAAUUUAAUUUGACGUUUAAUUCCGCAACCCCCGAAAACUAAAUUAUACUGAUAAUGAAAAUGUUGUGAAGUAAAUAAAGAACAAAAAAAAAAACGAUAAUUCUAGCUGUGGAAAUUGCAA